UGUAGCAUUUUGCAAAAUUCUUUGAAACUUUCAAUUUAGUUAAAGUUAUUAAUUUGGAAAAUUAAUAUGGAAAUUUGAGCAUAGGUAAUUAGAUUACAGUUACUUUGUGGUUAUUAUCAUUGUUGUACAUUCAUAUACAUUUGUUGUCCUCACAAGCCUACAUUAAAAACAAAAAAAAUGCAGUGUAACUGGUUUAUAGGCGCCAUUGCAACUGCAUCACAGUUAAGGUAUUAUAUAUUUAUUAUUAUUAUUUUGGAAAUAUGAAAAAUUAAAGUGCUGAUAAAAUAAUUGGGUGAGCAACAGGAAACCCUUUUGAACACAUUGCUAAUGUUGCUCAAGAAUUCUGUGGUCAAUUGCAACUUAGCCACCAUGUUAAGGCCCAAUUCUUGCCAAGUUGCCAAGAAGUAAUCAGUCUUACUUUUUACAUAUAAGACAAAUAUGCAUUAACAUGAACUAGCCUUUUAAGACUGGUCUAAACAUUAUAAAAUGCUAGGUUACAUACAACAAAGCACUGGGUAAAAUAUGGACAAACCCAGCAACUGGGUUAUUUUGUCCAAGCGGUGGGGUUAAAUGUUUAACUGUUAAAUGUUUAAAUGUUUAACCCAACCUUCUGGGCAGUAACCAAAAUGCUGGGUCAAAACAACCCAAUAACUGGGUUUGUCCAUAGCUUAUUUGAUCUAAAGCUUGGUUUGUGUAUUUAACCCUGCAUUUUUAGAGUUUACAUUAAACAUGAUCAAUCAACAGUAUUUCCAGUUGUCUGACACUGAACUUGCCAAACAAGGUCUUUAGAAAAACAUUCAUUCUAAAGUGUUGCAAUACGUGACUGUCUGCAAUGCAUGCAUGCUUUUGAAUUUGCAUGAAAUGAAUAUGUAUGAUAUAUCACCGGGAUCAGUGAAACCCUAAAGAGGUCAUGUGAUGCGAUUUCAAGUUUUCCUUUCUCUUUGGAGUGAUAAAAGCUGUUAGUGCAUAGGUAAGAUCCCUAAAAUUGCGAAGACUAAAGUGUCAAAAGCAAAGAGGUAUUCUUUAUAAAAGUUAUGAUUUGACCACACCCCCCUAAAAAGGCUCAUUUAAACACGCUCUCUACUUGUAUAUAUCACAGAAAGAGUUUUUUUGUAUAACCCAAGUUCCAAUGUUUAUGCAAAGAAAGGAGGAGAAACUAUUAUUCUUGCUGUAGUUGUUGCUGCCAGCGCCAUGUUCUGGAGACGCUGUGUUCCAUUGGGAAAGUGAAACAACUUUUUCUCUGCAUUAAAAAGAGAACACAACUAGAAAUCAGUGGUUACGUGGUAUUUACAACACUGUUCCAGAACAGUUCAACCCAAAUUUUAGAGUGCGUUCAGUGCAUUUACUGAUUCUUGAACCUGCAGAGAAGCCUAUGUCGGCUGUGCAUAGACGCAAUUACAACUCUGCAAGGACAGUCUGGUGCUUCUGACUCACAACCUUUAAGUAAGUUAUGCUUUUCAAUUAAAAGAACCUGCCAGUUUUGAGCAGUGAAGGAUAGUGCUUGUUGUUUGUCUUUUCUCCAAUCACAAAAGAAGACAUGAUGUGUAAAAAGACAGCACUAAGUCAUUAUAAUCAGUAAUUUACAUCCCCCACUGGAUGCAACAAAUGCCUCAUUUGUAAUGGCUUAUAAUGUUUUUGUGUCAUAGCACCAGGACAUGGCAUCACUUUAUAGUAAGGGGCGGAACAUUUCCGUCACAUGCUUGCGGUAUUCGUCCAAUCACAAUUCAGCGGACAGCUGACCAAUCCGAGCACACCUCACUUUUUUAGAACGAUGAUCUUUGCUGAUUUGUAACCUGUUUCAGCAAGGCGGGGCUUAGAAGAGAAACAAUAAUGUACAUAAGAUCAAAUCAUUAUGGCGACUGUAGUUGUGCAGCAGCCUCUCGGCAAAUACGGGAUGGAAUCUUGGAAUUCUGCAAUAUGUGACUGUGGGGAGGACUUGAGUUCUUGCUGCUAUGCAUACUGGUGCCUUCCUUGCUUUAUGUGCUCCACCACUGGGGAGUUCGGAGAGAGCACCUGUCUGCCUCUGGUGGACAUAUUGGGCCCAGCCGUCAUGGCUGCGUUUGGAGUCGCGAUUUGCAUUCCACCUGUGGGCCUGGCAAUGAGGGUGGCAGUUCGCUACAAAUAUCAAAUUGGGGGCAGUAUCUGCGAGGACAUCAUGGUGUCUUGCUGUUGCAUCUGCUGUUCUUGGUGUCAGAUGAAUAGAGAAAUCAAAGCCCGCAAAAAAUCCAUCAGAAUAGUGCAAACUAAUCCUGUGAUGCAACCCCUGCCGAUGGCAGUUAACCCACAAGUUGUGGCUAUGCAGCAGCCGAUGGUGAUCAGUGCCGCACCGGGAGAGGUUGGUCCUGCAGUCCAGAUGACAACAAUCAAUACAGUUGCUAUGUAGACCUUUAUUGCAGGUUUGCGACAUGUAUCUUCCUUAAAAAAUAUUAUAAGAGAUUCAUAGACUAAUAGGUAAACCAGUUUAAUCAAUAGCGGCGCAGGUGAUUUGGAAAAUGGGUUUAUAUUUUCUACGUUAUAUUGUGUAUAUUCUUUACAUCAGUUUUUUUUUGGUUUAUGUAAUCAGACUCACUUUUUUUAAAUAAAUUGUAAAUUGUUUUAAA
Puntigrus tetrazona (Sumatra barb) is the source of this 2600-nucleotide messenger RNA. Its product is annotated as cornifelin homolog. The record is from RefSeq and is a predicted model, not a curated record. Bases 1853 to 2383 code for a protein of 176 amino acids. NCBI's taxonomy places the organism in Eukaryota, Metazoa, Chordata, Actinopteri, Cypriniformes, Cyprinidae. The transcript has 4 exons.